This is a messenger RNA of Cebus imitator (Panamanian white-faced capuchin), 2102 nucleotides long. RefSeq names its product claudin 19 (gene CLDN19). Gene Ontology annotation, biological process: cell adhesion; bicellular tight junction assembly. The coding region runs from base 207 to 881 and encodes 224 amino acids. Gene Ontology annotation, cellular component: bicellular tight junction; plasma membrane. The record is from RefSeq and is a predicted model, not a curated record. Gene Ontology annotation, molecular function: structural molecule activity. The transcript has 6 exons. Lineage: Eukaryota; Metazoa; Chordata; Mammalia; Primates; Cebidae.
UGGGCCUCCCCCUGCAUUCUGGAGUCCAGAGCCACUGCCUUUGCUCCAGCCACUGCCGCCCCAUCACCUCUCCUUCCCUGCCUCUGACCCUCCUUCUCGCCGCUCCCUCUGUCCAACUGCUCCUCCCACCUGGCCAUGACCACAGCCCCUGCUGGGACCCUGGCCCAGCUCUGAGUCCCGGGACCCUUGGUCCCCUCCCCUGGGUCAUGGCCAACUCAGGCCUCCAGCUCCUGGGCUACUUCUUGGCCCUGGGUGGCUGGGUGGGCAUCAUCGCUAGCACGGCCCUGCCACAGUGGAAGCAGUCUUCCUACGCAGGCGACGCCAUCAUCACCGCCGUGGGCCUCUAUGAAGGGCUCUGGAUGUCCUGCGCCUCCCAGAGCACCGGGCAGGUGCAGUGCAAGCUCUACGACUCGCUGCUCGCCCUGGACGGUCACAUCCAGUCAGCGCGGGCCCUAAUGGUGGUGGCCGUGCUCCUGGGCUUCGUGGCCAUGGUCCUCAGUGUGGUUGGCAUGAAGUGCACACGGGUGGGAGACAGCAACCCCAUCGCCAAGGGCCGUGUCGCCAUCUCCGGGGGUGCUCUCUUCAUCCUGGCAGGCCUCUGCACUUUGACUGCCGUCUCAUGGUAUGCCACCCUGGUGACCCAGGAGUUCUUCAACCCAAGCACACCUGUCAAUGCCAGGUAUGAAUUUGGUCCAGCCCUGUUUGUGGGCUGGGCCUCAGCUGGCCUGGCCGUGCUGGGGGGCUCCUUCCUCUGCUGCACGUGCCCGGAGCCAGAGAGACCCAACAGCAGCCCGCAGCCCUACCGGCCCGGACCCUCCACUGCUGCCCGAGAACCAGUUGUUAAAUUGCCCGCCUCCGCCAAGGGCCCCCUGGGUGUGUAAUGUCCAGUCCCCAACCAGGCUCUGUCCUUUGCCAUACCUAGACUGUGUGUUUCAUAUUUUUUGAAAACAGAAGUGAACAUCCAGCCCCAAUCAUGGUGUCAUUUCGUCUGUCCUCAGCAUGGCUUGGGCGGGUCCUGGGUCAGUGGUCAGUGCUGACCCCUGGGGCUCUUGGGCAGAAAGAUGAGGAGACACCAGGCCAGGGUGGGUUCCACCUGAGCAGGAAAUAAUUCAGGGCUCCUACCCCUUUCCUAGGGACCCCACUCCCAAACCUGGCCUUGGCCUUGGCACAAGGUCCUCCUUGAUGGGAGACCCCACCCACCCUGGAGGCUGCCCUUGAGGUUGGCCCAGCUCUGGAAGCAGGCCCCAGGGUCGGGGAGCCCCUGGUGUGGACAUAGGCCCCAAGGUAACAAACCCUGCCCCUGUUAACCUGGUCCACCCCUGAGAGCCCUCCUAAGGGAAGGGACAAUUCCUAGAAGGCUCUCCAGCUGGAUGCUGGGGAUCAGAGGUAGGUGAGGGGACACAGUGUAGGAGCCCCCCACAUAGAAGAGGGAAUGCAGGGCAGGCAUUAGGACCUUGCAGGCAUUAGGACUGUCCUGAGCAAGCUCUGCAGCCCCCAGCUCUGCUCACCCCAGUCCUGCCCCUCGUUUCCACACCUGCCACUCCUCCUCUCCAGCUCAGCUAAGGGCCAAGAUCUUUGCCCUAGAACCAGAGUGGGGAGGGGCAGCCUUAGGCUGCCCCGAGACUGUGGCUGGAGCUGUGUGCUGCACCUAGCAGUGCAGUCAAAGCUAGAAGGGCUUUUGGUCUUGAAGUCCAGGUGCCAUCCCUGCUUGGUAUAGAGGGGGAAGGGCCUGAGAGGAAUGUAGGGAAACCAGCCCCGAUCAGUCCCAAGGCCACAGUCCUUUGGCCAACACCUCCCGGAACCAGAGUGUGCCAGCCCCACCCCUCAUGCUCAGGCUUCUCCCACCCCAAACCCUCUUCCGGGACUCUGAGUCUCCCUGGCCACUGCAUGGUAGGCUUCUGGUGAGAGAGAGCAUCCAUCACUGAGCCUCCCUUUCCCUGCCAGGCACCUUGCUCGGCCAGCUCCAUUCUGGUCCCCUCCACCACCUGUCUUGUGACCACAUCUCCCAUUAACUCCCCAGAUCUCAAGAAUGCAGGUCAGCUUCUCCUUCGAGUUGAUCUCUGAGAGAGAAAGUGAUGGAAACCAAGUCAGCUGAGACGACU